AUGGCAACACGCACUCCGCGAUACUUGAGCCAAGAGCAGACAUCCCAAAGGCCUGCUCCACGGAGGAGAAAGUGGGCUCCUAAGAGCAAGAGCGGAAUCAGAAGAGUCAAGUGUGACGAAGAGAAGCCACAUUGUCGACGAUGCGUCUCAACAGGUCGAAAAUGUGAUGGAUUUGUAGAGCAUCUUCGAUAUUCGCCACCUCAGUGUGAAGAGCAUCAACAUCUUGAUCUCUUCGGAUUGACACACGACAAUAUUCCUCCUACCGGUCUGCCGAGCCGUGACUAUCACGCAUGUUGGCGACCUUUGAUUGAAAGCCUGCCUCCCAGGGCGGUCGCACGUCGAUGUAUGCACAUUGGUGAGCGGGCCGAAGGAUUUCCACUGCAGUAUCCUUUGGCAGAAUCGUGGAAUGACCACUGCCUGCCUCUCGUCAUGAAUAAGUUCUUAUUUGACAUGGCUAAGAGUGUCUACAACGCCAUCCCCUGUGUCAUCUCAAAGGCACACGAAAGAUCUGCACUUUACCUAGUCUGCAACGCCGUUGGGUUUGCUUAUAUGGCCAAUGCACACCGGUCUCUCGACACUGCCAUCAAUCGAUCAAGGGCGUAUGGAGCCGCCCUUGCGGCCAUACAUUCGGCCGUACGGGGCCCUCAACAAUGCAAGAGCGACGAUACUCUAUUAGGAGUCUGGCUAUUGAGCCUGUAUGAGGUAAGACAUGGAAGUCAGAGAUUGUCCGGAUUGCGUUUCACUGACACGCAUGCCAUGAAGCUCCUAUUGGGUGCGCGAGAAAGCGUCAACCCCGUGGCCAAAUAUUCAGGGUGGGAUAUCCAUAGCCGCGGCCUGAUCGAAUUGAUUCGGCUGGGCGGCACGGAGCGUUUUGCUAGGCGCGAUGGGCGGAAUGUGUUCUGGAUUGUCUUUAAUACUGUGCAAAUCCAAGCACUUCUAACUGGCCAGGAGUGUCCCAAGGAGAGCUGCACAUGGAUCCGUGACGUCUACAGACAUUGUGACCUAUCAGAACAUACAGUAGUUCGAGCCAGCAUUUUCGCCUACCACUGCAGCCAUAUUUGCAGCCGUAUUCGACGACUGGUCAGCAUAGGCGAUCUUGAUAAAUUGCUAUCCAGUUCAACGUCAAUCCUGCGAGAUAUUGACGGGGUGGAGAAAGCAACGUAUCCAUUAUCCCAUGAGAGACCUCUCACGGAUUGUGUUAUAGACCCGCCAUUGACACCUUACACGGCCCCUGCUCGCAUAGACCUACGUUAUGUCGGUGUCUAUACCUACCAAAGCAACUGCAGGAUGCAACUCGCGUGUAAUGCCAGGGAAUUCCUGCUGCACGCAUCCAGAGCAGCUGCUUGUACGCCUCAGCAGCGGAUUAUCUUCACCCAAUAUCAAAAUCGCUGCGUUGAAGAAUUUCGAGCCGUUGCGAACAAAGUCUUGUUCGUUAUGACUAUGGUGCUUGAUAUAGACUCUCUUACCAUAUUCGAUCAACUAAAAGGACCAGGACGUGUCACAAAUUUGUCUCGCAUUGUCGACUGGCCGGACGCAAUCCGUGUACUGUGGCCGGUGGUUCAGUGGCCGCUACGAUUGAUUGCCGCGUGCCAUCUGUCUUUGGAUUGGCAGAGAAGCGCGGCAAACGAGAUAUUGAACUCGAUGAAUGAGCAACUCGGGAUCAUGCGAUCCCUAGGAACACUAUAUUUCUCGGGCAUGCAUGUUCCUUAA
Penicillium mononematosum is the source of this 1710-nucleotide messenger RNA. Its product is annotated as Zn(II)2Cys6 transcription factor domain-containing protein. Lineage: Eukaryota; Fungi; Ascomycota; Eurotiomycetes; Eurotiales; Aspergillaceae. The record is from RefSeq and is a predicted model, not a curated record. Gene Ontology annotation, biological process: regulation of DNA-templated transcription. Bases 1 to 1710 code for a protein of 569 amino acids. Gene Ontology annotation, molecular function: zinc ion binding; DNA-binding transcription factor activity, RNA polymerase II-specific. The transcript is spliced from 3 exons.